Molecule: messenger RNA, 3695 nt
Organism: Patiria miniata (bat star)
Lineage: Eukaryota; Metazoa; Echinodermata; Asteroidea; Valvatida; Asterinidae
Product: cytospin-A-like
Exons: 6
Coding region: 84-2816 (910 amino acids)
Biological process (GO): actin cytoskeleton organization
Cellular component (GO): microtubule organizing center; filamentous actin
Molecular function (GO): protein binding
Source: RefSeq, a predicted model, not a curated record
GAAAGUGUCAUGUAAAUUGACACCUCAAGGAUUGUUUUGUAUGUGUGUACAUCAUCAGUGGCCCUCACAAGGAUCACACCUGUAUGCAUAUAUUGUCUUCAGUGAGGACAAAUUGGACAUUAACCUGGUCCAAUGAGGCUCUCCUCUCCACCAUCAUGAGCCAGACAGCUGGCAAGUCGGACUCUGCGGCCGGCUGGUCAGAGAUCCAGGACCUCCUGCAGCAGACCCAGCAGGAGAAUACCUCCAUGAGGCAGCAGCUGGACACGCUGCGCCAGGAGAACCGCAUCCUCAAGGACCGCAUCAAGACCCACGAGCUGGAGACGCUGGAUUCCAAGACCGACAAUGAGAAGGCCAUGCUACUCAGGCUGGAAGGCUCCGCCAGCGGCGAUGACCGCUCCCAUCACACUGACGAAGACCUGGACGAUACCACCAACUCCUUCGUCAUCGCUGAUUCUAAUGGAGACCAGAUACUUCCCGGGUUUCCCUCCUCAUCUUCAGAGGGAUCCAUGGUACCAGAGGAGCCCCCUAAUAUCUCUGAGAGCAACUGGGAGAUCCUGAGUAGCGAGGGCGAGGGCUCGGUGGCCUGUUUGCAAGACCGCAUCCACCAGAUGGAAGAAAACCACUAUACGGUGAAUGAAGAGCUCCAGGCCACCCUCCAGGAACUCACAGACCUCCAAGAUAAUGUGAACGAGCUAAAUUAUGAGAACGAAAAACUCACUGAAGAAAAGAGUGUCAUUAUUGAAGCAUUGUACAGACAACUAGAGAAGGUGGAGCAUCUCAAGAGCUACUUGGAGUCUUUGAAGGGUCGUCUAGAAGAAAGCAGAGUCGAUAUUGAACUGGAUGACCUCGAUGACACUUUCAAUACAGCUUUCACAGAUAUCUCUUUACAAAGUUUGGACCUGACGGAAGCUUGCACAAGCAUGGCCCCAAGCUUAGGGGACAGAAAAAGGCUGUCAGAGAUUCUAAGCGAACAUCGGAAGGAGAGCCAGUCAGAGAUAGCAAAGCUGAAGGAGAAGAUACGUGAGAUGGAACAGUCCUUGGACAACGCCCUAGUAGAAAUGGAACAGCAGUCUCAGGAACUAACCGUGGCCAAGGGGAAGCUGUCAAGCACAGAGGUGGAACUGGAGAGGACCCAGGUCAUGAUGGAGGAGGAACGAUCCCGCCUGACGGACAUGCUGCAAAAUCAGGAUCCUGAAGGUAAGCUUAAUCUGGUCAACCUGAUGGACCAAGCAAAGCAGGAGAAGGAAGCCCUGGAGCAGCGCGGCGCCAUCCUCCAGCGGGCCUUGCAGGAGAGUCAGCAGCACGCUGCCAAGCAGCAACUGGAGAUAGAGGAGUCAGAUCAGGACUUUGAAGCAGCCAGAGAGCACAUUGAGAGAGAGGUCAAACAGAUUCAUGAACGCAUCCAGGAGAUAGAGGGCGAGAAGCACGAGCUGGAGACAGAAGUCAUCAAUCUGAAGGAGACUGUCCUGGAGCUGGAAGAAGCUCGAGAGCGGCAUGAGGCUGACAAAGUCAAACACCUCACCACCAUUGCUGAUCUCAACCAAGCUGUGCAGACCCUCCGGAAAGAAAAACAUGACCAUCAUAAGGAGCUGACCGACCUAAAACGGGUCAGCGCGCGGGAUGCCGAAGAGUGGAUCCAGUUUCAGAAAGACUUGCAGUAUGCCGUAGUCAUUGCCAAUGACUACCGAAGUGAGGCUUUGACUGAGGUCGAGCAGCUGCAGAAGGACAAAGAGGAACUCAUGGGGAAGAUUAAAAGUCUGAAUGCUGAAGUGGAGCGGCUGCGGAAACUUGAGAGGAAGAACACAGCUCCCAAUCUGAGUCCUAUUCACUUGAAGCCCACCUCAACCGAAACCGAAAUCCGACAACGGAUGCAUGCGUAUAUGAAGUCGGACUCCGAUAUCGUUGGAAGCCGGGCAACAAGAAAGGCCAACUCCACUAACACCCAGCUGUCCGUGAAGAGCCUCAUCAAAUCGAUUGAGACAGCAGCAGCAGAAGACACACCAAAGGUCCCCCAGAGUCCUACAUUAGUGUCUCCUGUGAACACCUCCUUCUCCCAACCGCUCCUAUGCAGACGGAACACCACCACUGCCUCGACGAAACCCUUUGACUCCAAACCGGCAUUCACACGUCGCAACACCACCACGUCCAUGAUUUCCACCGACACCAAGAGCUCUAUCACAUAUCCUGUCCGUGCUGCCGAUGACUUGAAGCUGCCCAAGGAGCCUCUGCGUCCACUGUUUGGCCAGGACACGCCCGUCCGGUCACCGACCAGCAGGUCACCUGGGGCCACUCGCACUGACGCCAGGCAAACUAUCGGAGAUGCUCUCUUCAGGACUGCCGACUUCCGUCCCCGUAAAAGUGGCAGUCCGACAACUCCUGCGGCACGGGACUCACCGGAUAGUAAGACAUCAGGAAGUCAAAGCAAUCCAAGGAGAACAAGUGAUUCUGAGAAGAAAGACCCCCUGUCUGCUCUGGUCAAGUCCGGAGGUGGAGGAUCCAAGAGGAACGCACUGCUGAAAUGGUGCCAGGCCAAGACGGCAGGAUUCAAGAAUAUCGACAUCACCAACUUCAGUAGCAGCUGGAAUGAUGGCCUGGGAUUCUGUGCCAUCAUACACAGCUACAUGCCCAGCAAGAUCCCGAUGCAUGAACUGAACAGCCAAGACAAGAGGCGUAACUUCACACUGGCAUUCCAAGCUGCCGAGAGGUUGGGUAUAUCGUCCAUUCUGGAUAUUGAUGACAUGGUGAAGAUGGAACGACCGGACUGGCAGUCCGUCAUGACCUACGUCACCUCACUCUACAAGCAUUUUGAGACGUAGUAAACAUUCCCUCCAAGUUACUAUGUCACGUUAUAUAUGACUUGAAGCUUGGCAUGGCGGAUGAGAUAAAUUAUAAAGUUUGUGGGUAACACCAUGUGGAAAGAUAUCUCUUCUUGAAAGAAGAAGAAGAGAUAUCUUUCCUCCUGAGGACGGACAGAGCACACCGUCCGAAACGUCGAGUUCUACACUCAACCAACCGGUUCUUUUCAGAACCACACUUCUUCCAAGAAGAGAUAUCUUUCCACAUGGUGUUACCCGUAAACUUUAUAGCUUACUAUUUCACGUAAUCUUUAAAACAGGGUUGAAAGGUAUCGGCUUUUAAAGCAGCACAUUCUAAUGGCAAUGCAUGCAAGUUGCAACAUUCCAAGUCAAUAUGUAUUCAAGCAUAUAUGCUAAAAGGUAUUCCCUUAUAAUGCAUGUGUAACCAUCACAUUAACAUAAUAUCUGCAUUAUUGUCACAUCAUUUGUUCUUGUUUGGCAUAGCCUGUUUGGUAAACAUACAUGUAUUACUGAUUAUUUUUUAUAUCAGGCUUUCCCAGUGGUAAAGAAAAGAUAUCAGCGUAUUGUAUGCUUUCGUAAAAUGUACCCAGAUGACUGCAAUAUUAUGUCAGUAAAAGAACCCAGAUGGGGACAUAUUAUGCCUCAUCCGGGCAUUUUAGUAAAUUUCGCAGGUUCCCGCACAAUCAAGAGUGAAGAAACUCACAGUUGCCAACCAGUCAACAGAGCGCCGCGCACGUUACCGUCGCAAGCAGACGCAGCACGCUGCAGGGUAUAUGCGCACUGUUGUCAACAACCACAAUGGCAGCUUAGAGCAGCGCAAAGUAUUUUCGGUAAGCGAAGAAUAUUUAACAAAAUUUGAGAAAUAAGGAAAUUUGAGAA